UUAUUUUUUCAAACUAAUUCCAUUCCUUUUCCCCAUAAUGGCCUCAGCCGAGCCGGAAUCUGCCAAGGAGGCGCCGCUGCCUCCGCCCUCUACCGCUCCCCGUGGGGGAGUGAAUUUGUCUCUGGUCGAUUUCGGGCUGAGAUUUGUGCUUUUUGCGGCGGCGGUGUCGAGUGUGGUGGUCAUCGUCACCAGUAAACAAACCGUCGUCGGUAAGCUCCGGGGAGUCCCUCCGGGCUUCCCUGUCCAGGCCAAGUUUGACCACUCCCCUGCCUUCAUAUAUUUCGUGGCUGCAUUAUCGGUGACGGCACUUUACGGUCUCGUUACGGCCCUCGCCUCCGUUUCCGUCAUUGCUAAACCCAAUCUCUCUACCAAGUUCUUGCUUCAUUUUGCCGUCUGGGAUACGUUGAUAUUGGGGGUGGUAGCCUCAGCCACAGGGGCUGCAGGUGGAGUCGCAUACAUAGGAUUAAAAGGAAACUCGCACGUGCGAUGGGACAAAGUGUGCUACGCAUUCGACAAAUUCUGCCGCCACAUCGGCGGCGCUUUGGCGGCGUCACUUUUCGCCUCCGUCGUGUUGGUGUUGCUAAUUUGGAUCUCCAUUAUAUCUCUCCACGCGCGAAUUCGAAAGUAGAAUUCAAUCACCUCUUCUCAGGCCUUUGUUACCGCGCGUGUUUGUUACUGCUUCAGGAUUUUACUCGUAAAUGUGUUUGCUUUGUGGCGUUGAAUUUGAAGUGGGAUUUUUAUAUUAUUGUGUUGUAUAUUAGAUGGUUGGAUUCGAAUUUGGUUGUUAUUUUUAUUUUUUAUAAAAUAUGUGUUAAUUAUAGUUC
This is a messenger RNA of Cucurbita maxima (winter squash), 824 nucleotides long. Its product is annotated as CASP-like protein 1D1. The transcript has 3 exons. The record is from RefSeq and is a predicted model, not a curated record. The coding region runs from base 38 to 628 and encodes 196 amino acids. Lineage: Eukaryota; Viridiplantae; Streptophyta; Magnoliopsida; Cucurbitales; Cucurbitaceae.